Fusarium sp. VM40 is the source of this 762-nucleotide messenger RNA. The record is from the annotation of a GenBank genome assembly. NCBI's taxonomy places the organism in Eukaryota, Fungi, Ascomycota, Sordariomycetes, Hypocreales, Nectriaceae.
AUGUCCGACGUCAAGCCUACCAUAGUCUUUGCCCCAGGGGCCUGGCAUACCGCCGACUGCUUCGACACUGUACGAAGUGCUCUCCACGCCCGCGACUGGCCCACCGAAACUGUUGACUACCCAUCUGUCGGCGCUGAACCACCCUCGAAAGGCGUUGCUGAUGAUGUGGCGGUUCUUCGCGCGACUCUGGAGCGUCUUGCUGAAGCAGGCAAAAAGAUCGUGCUUGUUAUGCACUCGUACGGAGGCCUGGUUGGCGCCAAUUCGGUCGAAGGUUUGGGCUUCAAGCAGCGCUCGCAAGAGGGCAAGGAAGGCGGUGUGAUCAUCCUGGUGUAUCUCUCGGCUUUUGUGAUUCCACUUGGAAAAAGCGCUUUGGAUCUACUUGGGGGUAACUACCUGCCAUGGAUGAGAGUCGAGGGGGACUAUGUCUAUGCCGAUACACCUGAAAGCGUCUUUUAUCACGAUAUGGAACCGAAAGACCAGGAGAAAGCGAUAGCAAAGUUGAAGCACCAGUCACGUCGUGUCUAUAUCGAUGUGGCCACAUACGAACCUUGGCACGACAUCGAGUGUUUCUAUUUCUUCUGCGACGAUGAUCAGGCUAUACCGUUGCCUGUGCAACAAGGCAUGGCCGCCCAACUAGGCCCGGAUGCAGCAAGUUUUCAUUCUCAGGCUUCUCACUCCCCGUUCCUAUCUCGAACUCACGAGGCAGUGGAAGGCCUCGAGUAUGCAGCCAAAGUUGGUCUGGAAAAGACAUCUACCUCCUGA